Haliotis rufescens (red abalone) is the source of this 2528-nucleotide messenger RNA. Its product is annotated as 3-hydroxybutyryl-CoA dehydrogenase-like. Gene Ontology annotation, molecular function: NAD+ binding. The coding region runs from base 470 to 1342 and encodes 290 amino acids. Lineage: Eukaryota; Metazoa; Mollusca; Gastropoda; Lepetellida; Haliotidae. The record is from RefSeq and is a predicted model, not a curated record. Gene Ontology annotation, biological process: fatty acid metabolic process. The transcript is spliced from 8 exons.
CUUCCGGUUUUGAUAACGAUAUUAAUGUUUUAUCCGGACAAGUGCCCCAGUGUCUUUAUGAUAUUAAUGGGGAUAUAUUCUUCGUGAUUUGUUUUCGAAUCCGUAGAUAACAAUUUGAGACGGUGUUUUAUACAUUUUGAUUGAUACAUGUUCACCAGCUAUUUACCAAUACCAUGUUAGUUGGACACUUGUGAAAACACUUGUAAAAAACCGGAGUGACAGUAAUCCGACUUACAUCUGAUUUUUGGUGCUGCAUAUUUUCUACAUCAUAUGUGUCAAUCGUGAAAAUGUGAGCGAUAUUGGUUAUCAUCUAGUGGGCACGUGCCAUACAGAUAUAUGGUUCCACGCACCUGUCCACACGAAGAGAAAUCCCAGUAAACUAAACUCGAAAAUGUAAGACAAAUUGCCUGCCCGUAUUCUGGUUUUGAAGGAAUCUCCUAACCUGUUAUUAUCAACAACAAAUUCAACAAUGAAGGUUGCAGUUAUUGGAUGCGGAGCUAUGGGCAUACGAAUUGCAGGCGAACUGGCAUAUCACGGUCACCGAGUGAAGAUCACUGACAAUGAUGUGAGGGCACUCAACAAUGUAUAUGAGAGGCUGCAGGAAGACAAGAUGAUGCUACACUCAGAGAAACUCAUGCCACACAAAAAUUUUAUUGGCCAGAUACUGUGCAUGAGUCAGCUGGAGGAGACCGUCAGUGAUGCAGAAGUCAUCUUCGAGGUUGUCAAAGAAAACCUGAACAUUAAGCAGGAUUUAUUUGAACGUAUAUCUCAUCUUUGCAAGCCCAGUGCCAUCAUCGCCACCAACACACUCUGCCUCAACAUAACAGACAUCGUGGAGAGAACUCUCAACAAGGAGAGGACUAUUGGACUGCGCUUCCUGUUUCCUGUGUACUACAUCCCUGAAGUGGAGAUCAUGGCCGGCCGACACACCUCGCCAGACACUAUAGAGAAAGUGCGCAUCAUGUUGGAGAAGAUGGGCAAGACGUUGUUUUUCCGGUCCGGAGGAUUCCCCCUCAUACUCUCUGAGGAUGAGAGGGACAAGCGAAAACAGGCCCGCUUGGAACAGAUUCAGAGCCUGCAGAUGAAGGAGAACACAAUACCAGCACUGUCGCAUCGCGGAAACGUCACACCACGUGUUCACGAUGAUGAUGCGAUGGUGUCAAGUGAGGCCAUGGACCGUGACUGCGCCAUCUGCAUGGAUCGGCUGCGGAACUGUCUGCUGCAGCCCUGCCAUCACAUGGUCACGUGCUACGAGUGCUCCAAGAUGCUCCACAACCGCAAGGAUGGGUGCCCGAUUUGUCGCAAAGAUAUCAACAGCAUCAUCAAAGUGUAUCACUCGUAACUGACCUCUCGAGGUCAUUUCCUGGAUGUGUGUUGAAACCAAAGAUCAUGUCACAUGGGCUUGAACGUUUGUACCUUUAUUAUCAAUAGUACUUGAACACAAAGUUCUUCUUGAACAAACAUUGAAUAAUGUAAUCUUGGAAUGAUAAUUGAUUUUUUUUUGCUCACCUUGAAAAUUGAAAAAACAUUGGAGAGCCUUGAAAAAAUGGAUAAAUGGUUUGAAAAGCUUUGAAUUUCAUGCAUUAUGAUGUGAAUUAAAUGGCAAGUUAUGAUGUUGAGUAGUGAAUACAUGAACCCUACGUGGGCGAUGACCUGUGAGUAGUGAACUUGGUUUAACAAAACUUACUUCCGUACACGAGCUAGGAAAUAGUGGAUCGACCCAACUCACAUUUCACUGUUGUCAGGUCCUUGUAUAUUUCUGUAUACAGGAGUCUGGGGUGACAAGGUUGUUUCAGAUGCCACACUUUGCCGGUUGCAUCCCAUGUCAAUUUGUUUCAUCAAGGUUUGAAUACCAGAUUCACCAUGGUUGUGUUGCUUGGCUUGUCAGCUAGGGCUUCAACUCGACGACUGCUAGACGGGACUCGAGUACCCGAGGGUCAGACUCGGCUCGUGCUCGAGUACCCGCAAUUAUACAUCUGUUCAAUAAAAUUGGCAAUUAUCCUAUCGUAUACAAAAUGAAAGAGUCCUAAUCAUGCUAAUGACAUCGUAGAUCACUAAGAAAAAAAUGUGAUCGUGUAUCAAAUAAAAUACCUUUGAAAUUUGUAUGCUGAUUCGCUGAAGCUUCAUUGAAAUAAUAAUUGUCAACUUGUGAUAAGAAAUCGUUUACAACUCAGUGUAACACACGCAAUGUUCAGGGUGAAAAAAAUAUUGCACACGUCACGUGAUGUAUGUUGCGAUUGGUGAUUGGCUGGAUUUUGGCGGGCUGGCUUCUUGGGUAUACCUUAUAUGAUAGAUAAGAUCAUUUGAUGCCAGCGCCGAAGGAAAUUGUCAAUAAAUGACAAAAUAUAGAUAAUAAGUUAAAAGUAACAUUUUCAAUGUUAUCACAAAUUCACAAGUCAGUAUUUACCUUUAGCGUAAUUGAAAACAAAACAUUGAAAGAUUACUAGGCUUGUAAAUUUAUAGUUGACUUCUAUAAGACGUUUUCCCGACAUUUGAAGAGAUAAUUAGAAUGAGAUACAGUAACACAA